AUUUGUUCGCGAUUUAUGGAUAUUUGGUGGCGCGAAAUUUACUUCUGGCCAAUCAGAGUGACUUUGGCCUCUGAUGUUUUCCCUCGUCUUUUUGCUGCGGAUGUCAGAUUCCCGCGCAUUUUGCUCCGUGUUGGGCUAUUGAGACCAAAGAGCCAACGCGGGUGGAGGCAGUGUUACGAUUCUUUCUUUAGUGUACUGUGGAUUGAAGUUGUGGAAAUUGGUUGUGGAUAAUCUCCUUAUUUGUCAUUGAAUUAGGAGUGUGAUAUUGGACAAAUUAAGCAUUCCUUAUUUCGUGUUAUUUAUUGAAACAAAAUGUUCGAAGCACGCCUAGUUCAGAGUUCAAUUUUAAAGAAAGUGUUGGAGGCUAUAAAGGAAUUAUUAAAUGAAGCCACAUUUGAUUGUUCCGAUUCUGGAAUACAGCUUCAAGCAAUGGACAACUCCCACGUUAGCUUGGUAUCAAUGAACAUGCGAAGUGAUGGAUUUGAUAAAUACAGGUGUGAUAGAAAUAUUUCAAUGGGAAUGAAUCUAGGCAGUAUGACCAAGAUCCUUAAAUGCGCUGGUAAUGACGAUGUUGUUACAAUGAAGGCCCAAGAUAAUGCUGACACUGUAACUUUUGUGUUUGAAUCUCCAAACCAAGAGAAAGUAUCAGAUUAUGAAAUGAAACUGAUGAAUUUGGAUCAAGAGCAUCUUGGAAUUCCUGAGACUGAUUAUUCGUGUGUCAUCAAAAUGCCAGCUGGUGAAUUUGCUCGAAUCUGCAGAGAUUUAAGUCAGUUUGGAGAAUCAGUUGUGAUUGCUUGUUCCAAGGAAGGUGUGAAGUUCUCUACAGCUGGAGAUAUUGGCUCAGCAAAUGUCAAAAUUGCCCAAACUGCAAAUGUUGAUAAGGAAGAAGAAGCUGUAACCAUUGAAAUGCAGGAGCCAGUAACACUUACAUUUGCAUCAAGAUACUUAAAUUCUUUCACAAAAGCUACAUCACUUUCUCCGGUGGUUCAACUUUCUAUGUCUUCUGAUGUUCCUCUUGUUGUUGAAUACAAGAUUGGAGAUAUGGGUCACAUAAGAUAUUAUUUGGCUCCCAAAAUUGAAGAUGAUGAGAAUUAAAUGCUUGGUGUGCUGAACUUGUCAGUGAAGAUGUACGAUGUUUUUAAUGCAAUGGUUUUGUAUAAUGUGUUAACUAUUCUGUAUAGCAGCAGUUUUGUCAUUACAACAUAUUUUUUACAUGCCUGCAGUUUUAUUAAUGUUUUUGAUCCUGCCAUUACAUUAUAUUAGUAUCAAUACAGCAUUUGGGAACAUCAGUAAAACUGUGGAUUAUAUCGCUUCCCAAUAAAACCUCAUUAAAAAGGAUGGCCACUCUGAAAAACGAGAGAAAAUCAGGAAAUUUCAUAAAUCUGAUAAUGCCAAUAUUUUAAUAGAAAUCAGGACUUCUGCCCUACUUUUCACUUAUUUUCCUUUUAGAACAUCAUUAUUUCAUAAUCCAAAAAAUUAAAAAAAUAUUAAGAUAUUCACCGGGUUUUUUAAUUUGUUAACACUCUUCCUCACCUAUCUAUCCUCGAAAACUUUCAGAAUUGUCAGGAUCCAAAGACCACUUCAUGCAGCUGUCCUGUUGACUACUCUUGUUUUGCCAUCAAAGUGUGCCAGACAGUACAAAAUGUCCAAGAUGAUGAAUGUAGAACCAGAUUAUGCAGUUCAGAAUGUGAUGUAGAGAUCUGAAGGAAAAUUCUAUUUCUAGGUAACUGGCAGUAGAUAUGCAAGUGCACAGCCAUUUAGCGAGCAGCAUCUAUGGAACGUUCAUUAUGAAUUGAACUUACUUUUUCAGAGUUGAUGACUGACUUAUUUCAUUUGUGUGCUAGUUAUAAAUGUGUGAGGGUAUACAGGGUGACCACUAUCUGAAUUUCAAUUCC
Messenger RNA from Gryllus bimaculatus (two-spotted cricket), 1895 nucleotides. The record is from the annotation of a GenBank genome assembly. NCBI's taxonomy places the organism in Eukaryota, Metazoa, Arthropoda, Insecta, Orthoptera, Gryllidae.